Canis lupus familiaris (dog) is the source of this 3897-nucleotide messenger RNA. RefSeq names its product actin filament associated protein 1 like 2 (gene AFAP1L2). Gene Ontology annotation, biological process: positive regulation of DNA-templated transcription; positive regulation of interleukin-8 production; positive regulation of epidermal growth factor receptor signaling pathway. Gene Ontology annotation, cellular component: cytosol. NCBI's taxonomy places the organism in Eukaryota, Metazoa, Chordata, Mammalia, Carnivora, Canidae. Gene Ontology annotation, molecular function: SH2 domain binding; SH3 domain binding. The record is from RefSeq and is a predicted model, not a curated record.
UCCCCAUGAACCCUGUCUGAGGAGACCUGCUGUGCAGGGGAACAGGAAAGUGGAUUCAUUUCCAGAGGACUCACAACUGUCAUCCGUGGUGCUGGCCUACGGAUGUUCGUCUGGCCACCUUUCAUUUCCUGGCUGUGAUAAGCUGUCCUUGGAGCAGCUGUUGACAGAGCUGGAUGACUUCCUCAAGAUUCUCGACCAGGAGAACCUGAGCAGCACAGCGGUGGUGAAGAAGAGUGGCCUGGCUGAGCUCCUCCGACUUUAUACCAAAAGCAGCAGUUCUGAUGAGGAGUACAUUUAUAUGAACAAAGUGACCGUCAACAAGCCGCAGAAUGCUGAGUCCCAAGACAAAGCACCUGAGGAGCAGAACCCACUGACCAACGGGGAGCCUGGCCAGCACUCUUUGGCCCCUCAGAAGAGUCUUCCAGACCUCCCACCACCCAAGAUCAUUCCAGAGCGGAAACAACUCUCCAUCCCAAAGAUCGAGUCUCCAGAGGGUUACUAUGAAGAGGCUGAGCCGUAUGACACAUCCCUCAAUGGUCGUCAUUCUGGCGGAUUUUCCCCCACUGGAGUCCCCAGAUGGGUGCAGGUGCCUGAAGGAGUCAUUUACGCUACAAUCACCUUGGAGGACGGAGAGGCGGUGAGCAGCUCCUACGAGUCCUACGAUGAAGAGGAGAACAGCAAGGGCAAGUCGGCGCCCCACCAGUGGCCCUCGCCCGAGGCCAGCAUCGAGCUGAUGCGCGACGCCCGCAUCUGUGCCUUCCUGUGGCGCAAGAAGUGGCUGGGGCAGUGGGCCAAGCAGCUCUGCGUCAUCAAGGACACCAGGCUCCUGUGCUACAAAUCCUCCAAGGACCACAGCCCUCAGCUGGAUGUGAACUUGCUGGGCAGCAGCGUCGUCCACAAGGAAAAGCAAGUGCGGAAGAAGGAGCACAAGCUGAAGAUCACACCAAUGAACGCCGACGUGAUCGUGCUGGGCCUGCAGAGCAGGGACCAAGCGGAGCAGUGGCUCAGGGUCAUCCAGGAGGUGAGCGGCCUGCCUUCAGAAGGAGCGUCCGAGGGAAACCAGUACGCCCCAGAUGCCCAGCGCCUGAACUGUCAGAAACUAGAUAUAAUGGAGAAGUACCUGUCAGCCUCGGAAUAUGGAAGCUCCAUAGAUGGCCACCCUGAGGUUCCAGAGGCCAAAGAUGUCAAGAAGAAAUCUUCUCCUGGCCUCAAACUGAGCAACCUAAUGAAUCUGGGCAGGAAGAAAUCUACCUCGCUGGAGCCUCCGGACAGGUCCCUCGAGACAUCCAGUUACCUGAACGUGCUGGUGAACAGCCAGUGGAAGUCACGCUGGUGCUCCGUCAGGGACAGCCACCUGCACUUCUUCCAGGACCGGAACCGGAGCAAGGUGGCCCAGCAGCCCGUCAGCCUGCUGGGCUGUGAGGUGGUCCCGGACCCGAGCCCCGACCACCUGUACUCCUUCCGCAUCCUCCACCACGGGGAGGAGCUGGCCAAGCUGGAGGCCAAGUCUUCUGAGGAGAUGGGCCACUGGCUGGGCCUCCUGCUCUCCGAGUCAGGUUCCAAGACAGACCCAGAAGAAUUCACCUACGACUACGUGGAUGCAGACAGGGUGUCCUGUAUCGUGAGUGCGGCCAAAACCUCUCUGCUACUGAUGCAGAGAAAGUUCUCAGAGCCGAACACUUAUAUCGACGGCCUGCCCAGACCAGACCGCCAGGAGAUGCUGUACGAUGACGUGGAGACGUCGGAGCUGACGGCUGUGGUGGAAACUCCUGAGGAAGCCGCCCCUGUGACAGAAGCUCCCAGCGAAUCCCAGCCCGACCGAGUCUACCUGGACCUCACACCUGUCAAGUCCUUUUUGCACAGCUCCAGUGGGGCCCAGGCCCAGACCCCAUCCCCGCCGCCAGCCCACCUGGAACCCCCAGCUGAGGCUGCCCCUGCGGACUCAGGCCCUGCCCUGGCUGAACCCCUUGUCGAGUCUCCAGAGAACCCCGAGUUGCAGACGCCGCAACAGGAGAGUGCAGACCCUGAGGAGCCUUCCCUGAGAACCACAACAGUCAAAAUCCAGACUGAACAGCAGAAGAUCUCCUUCCCGUCGAGCUGCCCCGAUGCCACAGCUGUCACCCCAGCUGGCGCCAGCCCUCCUGUGAAGGACAGGUUGAGGGUGGCCACUGCAGAGAUCAAACUUGGCAAGAAUAGGACAGAAGCCGAGGUGAAACGGUACACAGAGGAGAAGGAGAGGCUCGAGAAGAAGAAGGAAGAAAUCCGGGGGCACCUGGCUCAGCUCCGGAAAGAGAAACGGGAGCUGAGAGAGACUGUGUUAAAAUGCACAGACAAGGGGGUCCUGGCCAGCCUGGAGCAGAAGCUGAAGGAAAUCGAUGAGGAGUGCAGGGUCGAGGAGAGAAGGCGUGUGGACCUCGAGCUCAACAUCGUGGAGGUGAAGGACAACCUGAAGAAGGCGGAGGCCGGGCCCGUGACACUGGGCACCACCGUGGACACCACCCACCUGGAGAGCGUGAGCCCCCGGCCCAAAGCUGCCACCCCCACCCCUGCCCCAGACUGCACCCCAGUCAACUCUGCUACGGCGCUCAAGAACAGGCCGCUUUCGGUCAUGGUCACGGGCAAAGGCACCGUCCUCCAGAAAGCGAAGGAAUGGGAGAAGAAAGGAACAAGUUAGGAAACAAGCUUCAUCUAAAGACUCUCCUGCCAUCACGGGCCUUGGUGACAAUCCAGCUUCGUUAAAGUCUUCAUUAAAGCAGCAACUCUAUGAAAGGGUGAGUCUGCUCAGAAGAAAAAGGAUGGACUAUGGUACUCUGGGUGGAGAGCACUGGCUAAGAGGGGGCUCUGUCCAUUUUCAGAGCCAGAGGAAAUACUACAACAAUAAAGAGAAGGCUUCUUGGGAGACCUAAUCGCUCCUGGGUGGAAACAAGACAUUGCUGUAGUUAGGGGUGUUCUGUGUCUCUUCUUUGAAAUUUUCAUCAACUGCUUUAUCAAGCUUUUUUAAGUAGUGAAAAGCAUCUGAUGGUGGGACUUUGGUGGAAAAGAAAUCAAGGUAGCAAGACCCCAUCCCACUGGUCGUGUGGCUUGGGUGACCCAGGAGACCCCAACUCCUGAUUGUCGUCUCUCCUCCAUGUGUCGACGCCUCUCCACCACGAGCAGGUGCGGCUCAGUCUUCUGUGGUUUUAAACAGCAUCGCUACCACCUGUGUAAAAGCCAUCCCUGACAUGCUUUUUGAGAAACAGUAAUGGGAAGUUACGUGGGACCAAGCCGAGGUAGUAGGGGCUGUCCCCACUAAGUUAAGGACUUUUUUUUUUUCAGCCUAAAGCAGGCCUGAACCCAUUGCCUUUAGAUAAAAAUUUAUGUGAUGCUGUAUUAUAUAGAAAAAGUUUAAAAUCCUGUAAUUUAGAACAGUGAAAAGUGUCAAAAAGUAUCUUCUUGAGCUCUGACUUUUUACAUUAGCGUAGGAGGAAAGAUGACCCACUGUUUACAGAUGCCGUCCUGUGGCUGGGCCAUUUUUAGGGGAAAAGUUCAUUAAGUCCUUAAUGUCCACGCGCCUUCCAAGAAAAAUGUGGUGAAUUCUGUUUUGGGUUGACUCUCCUCCUCUUCCUAAAAUUGGCAGAGCUGUUUUUUGUGUCUUCUCUUCUGAUGCAGUGUUUUGUGUUUGUUUUUUUUUUUUUUUUUUUUUUUUAACACCGAUUGAAACAUUUCAUCUGUGGUUCCUGCCUCGUUUCUGGGGGUUUGUCAAUCAGAGUUCUCUAACACUGGCUCCUGAGAACUAAAGGUCUUUCGAUUUCUAUUAUCUUUCUAAUCCCAGGGCAUUUAUUUCCUUUGUCAUAUACACUUGGUGUCCUUUACCAAGUGGUGAGUUCAAUUUUUUUUUUUAAUAAAACAUUAAUUGUA